UUUCGCUGCCCCGACUGCAGGAAGGGCUUCAAGCACAACUCGACCCUCAUCACCCACCGGCGCAUCCACAGUGGGGAGAGGCCCUACGAGUGUCCCCAGUGUGGGAAGAGCUUCACCCAGAGCUCUCACUUGACCCAACACCAACGGAUUCAUGAUGGGGAGAAGCCCUACAAGUGCUUGGAGUGUGGGAAGAGCUUCAGGCAGAGCAGCACCCUGAUCUGCCACCAGAGGAUCCACACUGGGGAAUGGCUCUACAAGUGUGGGGAGUGUGGGAAGGGGUUCAGCUACAGAUCCAUACUUGUCAGGCACCAGCGCAUCCACACUGGGGAGAGGCCCUGUGAGUGUCCUCAGUGCCAGAAGAGGUUUCGGAUCAGCUCAGCUCUCCUCCUGCACCAGCAGAUUCACUCAGAGAAGAGUCCCUUCUGCUGCCCUGAUUGUCGGAAGGGCUUCAAGCGCAAUUCCCACCUCUUCACCCACCGGCGCAUCCACACUGGGGAGAGGCCCUACGAGUGCUGCACGUAUCAGAAGAGGUUUCAGACCAGCUCAAAUCUCUGCCUGCAUGAGCGGAUUCACAAUGAGGAGAGGCCCUUCCGCUGCCCCGACUGUGGGAAGGGCUUCAAUCACAACUUCACCCUUGUCAGGCACCAGCGCAUCCACGCUGGGGAGAGGCCGUAUGACUGCCCCAGGUGUGGGAAGAGCUUCACCCAGAGCUCUGACUUGACCAGACACCAACAGAAGCAUCAGGGUGAAAAACCCCACAAGUGCAAGGAGUGUGGGAAGAGCUUCAGGUGGAGCUCCCACCUGAUCGUGCACCGGAGGAGCCACACUGGGGAACGGCCCUACGAGUGUGAUCAGUGCAGGAAGAGGUUUCAGACCAGCUCUGAUCUCCUCGUGCACCAGCACACGCACACAGAGGAGAGGCCCUUCCGCUGCCCCGACUGCGGGCAGGGCUUCAGGCAGAAUGGCAAUCUUGUCAGGCACCGGCUCAUCCACACUGGGGAGAGGCCCCACGAGUGUGAGGAAUGUGGGAAGAGCUUCAGGCAGAGCUCCACCCUGAUCCAGCACCAGAGGACCCACACUGGGGAACGGCCCUACGAGUGUGGGGAGUAUGGGAAAAGCUUCAGCCAGCGUUCCAGCCUGAUUGUCCACCAAAAGAUCCACACUGGGGAGAGGCCCUACGAGUGUUCCGAGUGUGGGAAGGGGUUUCCUAUCCGCUCCCAUCUAUUCCAGCACUAUCAGAGUCACACAGAGGCGAGGCCCUUCUGCUGCCCCGACUGCGGGAAGGGAUUCAGGCAGAACUGCCACCUCAUCACCCACCGGCGCAUCCACACUGGGGAGAGGCCCUACGAGUGUCCCCAGUGUGGGAAGAGCUUCUCCAGCAGCUCUCACUUGACCCGACACCAGCGCAUCCACACUGAGGAGAGGCCCUACAAGUGUCCCCAGUGUGGGAAGAGCUUCACCCAGAGCUCUCACUUGACCCAACACCAACGGAGGCACCAGGGAGAAAAGCCCUACAAGUGCUUGGAGUGUGGGAAGAGCUUCAGGCAGAGCAGCACCCUGAUCCGCCACCAGAUGAUCCACACUGGGGAAUGGCCCUACGAGUGUGGGGAGUGUGGGAAGGGCUUCAGCUGCAGCUCAAAACUUGUCAGGCAUCAACACAUCCACAGUGGGGAGAGGUCCUACGAGUGUUCUGAGUGCCAGAAGAGGUUUCACACGAGCUCAAAUCUCCUCUGCCACCAGCGGAUUCACACAGAUGAGAGGCCCUUCCACUGCUCUGACUGUGGGAAGAGCUUCAAGUACAACUCCUACCUCAUGAAGCACCAGUGCAUCCACACUGGGGAGAGGCCCUACGAGUGUCCCGAGUGUGGGAAGAGGUUUCACAUGAGCUCCAAUCUCCUCCAGCACCAGCGGAUUCACACUGGGGAGAAGCCCCACAAGUGCGAGGAAUGUGGCAAGAGCUUCAGCAGGAGCUCCCACCUGAUCCGGCACCAUAGGACCCACACUGGGGAGAGACCCUACGAGUGUGAUCAGUGCAGGAAGAGGUUUCAGACCAGCUCCAGUCUCCUCCUACACCAGCGCACGCACACAGAGGAGAGGCCCUUCCGCUGCCCCGACUGCGGGCAGGGCUUCAGGCACAACUCCCACCUCGUCAGGCACCGGCGCAUCCACACUGGGGAGAGGCCCCACGAGUGUGAGGAAUGUGGGAAGAGCUUCAGGCAGAGCUCCCACCUGAUCAGGCACCAGAGGACCCACACUGGGGAACGGCCCUAGGAGUGUGGGGAAUGUGGGAAGAGCUUCAGCCAGCAUUCCAACCUGAUCAUGCACCAAAAGAUCCACACUGGGGAGAGGUCCUACGAGUGUUCCAAGUGUGGGAAGGGGUUUCGGAUCCGCUCCCAUCUUGUCCGGCACUAUCAGAGUCACACAGAGGAGAGGCCCUUCUGCUGCCCCGACUGCGGGAAGGGAUUCAGGCACAACUCCACCCUCGUCACCCACCGGCGCAUCCACACUGGGGAGAGGCCCUACGAGUGUUCCGAGUGUGGGAAGGGGUUUCGGAUUAGCUCUGAUCUCCUCCAGCACUAUCAGAGUCACACAGAGGAGAGGCCCUUCUGCUGCCCCGACUGUGGGCAGGGAUUCAAGUGCAACUCCAACCUCGUCACCCACCGGCGCAUCCACACUGGGGAGAGGCCCUACGAGUGUCCCCAGUGCGGCCGGAGAUGGAGCCAGAGCUCGGAGCUGGUGGUCCAUGAGCAGCUCCAUGAUGGGGAGAAGCCCCACAAGUGCUUGGAGUGUGGGAAGAGCUUCAGGUGCAGCUCCAGCCUGAUCAGGCACCAGGUGAUCCACAGUGGGGAACGGCCCUACGAGUGUGGGGAAUGCAGGAAGAGCUUCAGACUUCGCACCAACCUGGUCUACCACCAAAAUAUCCCCUCUGGGGAUAGGCCCUACGAGUGUUCCGAGUGUGGGAAGGGGUUUUGGAUGCGCUCCCAUCUUUUCUGGCACUAUCGGAUUCACACAGAGGAGAGGCCCUUCUGCUGCCCCGACUGCGGGAAGGGAUUCAGGCACAACUCCACCCUCGUCACCCACCGGCGCAUCCACACUGGGGAGAGGCCCUAUGAGUGUCCCCAGUGUGGGAAGAGCUUCUCCAGGAGCUCUACAUUGACCCAACACCAACGGAGGCACCGGAGGGCAGUUACGCGCGCCGCGGGAGAGCCUGGGGCAGACGUGGCGGCGAAAACGCGUAUGGUAGCGGCGGUCCCAGCAGUGCGGCAGCGGAGCGGACCGAGCGCUGCGGCGGCGGUGUGCUCGGUGCCGGCGGCGGGCACGCGCACCGCGGGUCCAGUGACGCACACGGUGACAAAAACUCGCACGGCAGCUGUCCGUGGAGAAAGCGCACAGAUCGCGAAGGAAGUGCCGGCCAGGGCCAAGCCGGCCAAAGCGAGACGCGGCAGCCGAAUACGCGGCAGCGACAAGCGCAGUGCCGGUGCUAGCGGCGGCGGAUGCGCACCAGACCCUUGUGGAUCCCCACGAAGUGGACUCGAGCUGUACCAGAUGUUGAGGACCGUCGCGGCCUUGUCACCGGAGGACAAAGAGAGGGUGCACAACAAACUGACGCUGAUAUUGCGACCCUAUUUGCAACGCCUCAAGCCCUACUCUAACGACGCGCGACGUGCCUGCGUUCAUCUUCCUGACGAUUGGAUUGAGUGGUGUCAGGACCUUACGACCAAUACAAAACUCAAUGCAUUAAUCUCUUGUUUUCCCCCCCCAAACAUAAUUUCCCAUCCCAAAAUCUUUGCCAGAUGGAGGAGGAAGCUGCGAGGAAGACGAAGAUGCCCUGGGACACCUAGGCAGGAUCUGAGGAUGGAGACCAGCGAGGACAAAGCCCCAUGGCACGACAUCGUAGCAGAGGCGAUGAUGUUGAGCAAUUUGAGUGGCUCCACAGCACAGGAAUACAACAGGGAAGAAAAGCCGCAGAGAUCCCACAGGAGGAGGGGCUCCAAACCCAGCCCAGGGUACUCUGAAAAGGAAAGACCCACCCUGAGCCAGGUAGGUGGACAGAGCUUCAGCCAGAGCUCGGAGCUGGUGGUCCAUGAGCAGCCUCAUGAUGGGGACAAGCCCCACAAGUGCUUGGAGUGUGGGAAGAGGUUCAGGCAGAAGACCACCCUGAUCAGCCACCAGAUGAUCCACACUGGGGAAUGGCCGUACAAAUGUGGGGAGUGUGGGAAGGGGUUCAGCUACAGAUCCACCCUUGUGACCCACCAACGCAUCCACAGUGGGGAGAGGCCCUACGAGUGUCCUGAGUGUCAGAAGAGGUUUCGGAUCAGCUCAGCUCUCCUCCUGCACCAGCGGAUUCACUCAGAGAAGAGGCCCUUCUGCUGCCCUGAUUGUGGGAAGGGCUUCAAGUGCAACUCCAACCUCGUCAGGCACCGGCUCAUGCACACCGGGGAGAGGCCCUACGAGUGCCCCACGUGUGGGAAGAGGUUUCAGGCCCGCUCCAAUCUCCUCAGGCAUCAAAGGAUUCACACAGAUGAGAGGCCCUUCCGCUGCCCUGACUGCGGGAAGGGCUUCAAGCAAAACUCCCACCUCAUCAGGCACCGACGCAUCCACACUGGGGAGACGCCCUACGGGUACCCCACAUGUGGGAAAAGCUUCACCCAGAGCUCUGACUUGACCAGCCAGGAGUCACUGAUGCCCGGUACAGCGCUCUUCGAGCCGGGACUUCAUCUCCCGUCAUGCCGCAACACACCAAAAGCCAUUGCAGCUGUGCCUACAACUCCCAUGAUGCUCUGCGGCCCCGUUUAA
Passer domesticus (house sparrow) is the source of this 4797-nucleotide messenger RNA. RefSeq names its product zinc finger protein 850-like. The transcript is spliced from 15 exons. Gene Ontology annotation, molecular function: DNA-binding transcription factor activity, RNA polymerase II-specific; RNA polymerase II cis-regulatory region sequence-specific DNA binding. The record is from RefSeq and is a predicted model, not a curated record. The annotation marks the transcript as partial. Lineage: Eukaryota; Metazoa; Chordata; Aves; Passeriformes; Passeridae. Gene Ontology annotation, biological process: regulation of transcription by RNA polymerase II.